AUGGAGCAACCGAAAUUCGGUCCGUCCGAUCCCCACGGCCGCAGGUCAGUCUGUACCAGCCAGUUGACCCGGCCCCCUGUCUUGUCUCCUCCCCCACCGGUCAGAGUUCGAGCCCGCCUGGGGCACCGUCGAGGUGAGCAGAGCCUGUCCGUGCACCGACGCCGCCGGCAGGUCACAGCCAGCCGUCGUCCCCGUAGACGCCGGACUCGAGGCCGGAUCUGGCGCGGCCCCGCACUCCUCGACCAGCAAGCCGCUACAGACGGCCAGACGGCUUUCCCGCCUCCCCUUGGAACUCAUCUUCGGCGACCGGUGAGCUCGACCGCAUGCAUCUUCAUGCGUCUCCCUUCGUCUCAGCAGGUCGGCAGACGACAGCCGACAGUCCGAGGCCGUUUCUCGUCACUCGGAAGCACUAACAAGGCAUAG
Molecule: messenger RNA, 423 nt
Organism: Protopolystoma xenopodis
Lineage: Eukaryota; Metazoa; Platyhelminthes; Monogenea; Polystomatidea; Polystomatidae
Source: the annotation of a GenBank genome assembly